CGCCCACUCAUCGCUUUUAUUGUCAGGACAGCAAACCGGGGACUUUUAACUCUUUACUCCAUUUAACCAACUUGUGUGUGCGUGUGCUUUUCUUUGGUGCAUCGGCCAGAUGGAGGACUACCAUAAACCAGACCAGCAGACAGUGCAGGCGCUCAGGAACAUCGCCACCCGGCUCCGGAUCAACUCCAUCAAGGCGACAACUGCAGCGGGCAGCGGUCAUCCCACAUCAUGUUGCAGCGUGGCAGAGAUAAUGUCUGUCCUCUUCUUUCAUACCAUGAAGUACCGAACUGAAGACCCUCGUAACCCCAACAAUGACCGCUUCAUCCUCUCAAAGGGUCAUGCAGCUCCUGUGUUGUAUGCCUCGUGGGCAGAGACGGGCUACCUGAAGGAGAAUGAACUCUUCAACCUCCGCAAGGUCGACUCGAUCCUGGAAGGACACCCUGUGCCGAAGCAGCAGUUUGUGGAUGUGGCCACUGGAUCUCUGGGUCAGGGGCUGGGAGCUGCUUGUGGAAUGGCCUACACCGGAAAGUACUUUGACAAGGCCAGCUACCGGGUGUUCUGCCUGCUGGGUGAUGGAGAGCUAUCCGAGGGCUCAGUGUGGGAGGCCAUGGCUUUUGCCUCCUACUACCAGCUGGACAACCUGGUGGCCAUAUUGGACAUCAACCGCCUGGGUCAGAGCGACCCGUCUCCGCUGCAGCACCAUGUGGAGAAGUACCAGCGACGCUGUGAGGCCUUUGGGCUGGUGUCAAAUCAAGCCUGUUGCAUGUCAUUCCUGCACCACAUGCAGGGCAUUCAUAUGAGCUGGCACGCCAUCAUUGUGGACGGCCACAGUGUGGAGGAGUUGUGUAAGGUGCUGAGUCAGCCCUGCCACCAGCCACUUGCCAUUAUCGCUAAGACCAUCAAGGGAAAAGGCAUCCCAGUGGCUGAGGAUAAGAUGGGCUGGCACGGUAAACCUCUGCCCAAAGACAUGGCUGAGAGUGUAAUAAAGGAGCUGCAGAGCCGCAUCAUCAGCUGCAAUAAGCGCCUCUAUCCUGCUCUGCCCAGUGAGGACACAUCCCCUGUCAGCCUCCGAAACAUCCGCAUGCCAAGUGCACCCAGCUACAAACCUGGAGACAAGAUUGCUACAAGGAAGGCGUACGGCAUGGCUUUGGCCAAGCUUGGUCGUUACAAUGAGCAUGUAGUGGCUCUGGAUGGAGACACCAAGAACUCCACCUUCUCCGAACUCUUUAAAAACGAACACCCCAACCGCUACGUGGAGUGUUACAUCGCAGAGCAGAACAUGGUGAGUGUGGCGAUAGGUUGUGCCGUGCGGGACCGUAAUGUGGUGUUUGCCAGCACCUUUGCCACGUUCUUCACUCGGGCCUACGACCAGCUCCGCAUGGCUGCCAUCUCUGAGAGCAACAUUAACCUCUGUGGCUCCCACUGUGGAGUCUCUAUUGGUGAAGAUGGGCCCUCUCAGAUGGGUCUGGAGGAUCUGGCCAUAUUCAGAGCCAUUCCCACUGCAACUAUCUUCUACCCAAGUGACGGUGUCUCCACUGAGAAAGCUGUGGAACUUGCUGCCAACACAAAGGGUUUGUGUUUUAUCCGAACAAGUCGCCCAGAGAACAACAUCAUCUACAACUGCAACGAAGAUUUCCAUAUUGGACAGGCUAAGGUUGUGUAUAAAACCAAUGAUGAUCAUGUGACUGUGGUUGGAGCAGGAGUGACCCUUCACGAGGCUUUGGCUGCUGCUGAACAACUGAAGAAAGAGAGAAUCAACAUCCGUGUGAUCGACCCUUUCACCAUCAAACCCCUGGACUCCAAGACCAUCAGUGACAAUGCCAGGGCAACCAGAGGACGCAUCAUCACAGUGGAGGACCACUACUAUGAAGGUGGUCUAGGUGAGGCAGUGUGCUCUGCGGUAGUGAACGAGACUGGUUUCACUGUUCACCGCCUGGCAGUUUCUCAGGUACCACGCAGCGGUAAGCCCCAGGAGCUGCUCCGAAUCUUUGGCAUUGACCGUGACGCCAUCGCUCAGGCUGUGCGUAAGGUGCUCAGCAGCUCCGCCAAUGCCAAGUAAGAACACUGCAGCAGGGGCAGCAGUGGCAACAACAUGUUAAAGGACUCCAUGGUAAACUGGAGAUUACCAUUGAGGCAUCAAACAUUCAAAUAAACCAACACAGAAGGAGGGGAAGCACUUCUGGCCUACUUACGCUCUCCUCCCCAGAAAACAAUCCAAAGCAUUUGGUUGAAAAAUAAAAAAUAUACCAUCAUUUUUCUCUUUAACUUUGAUCAAUGUGAUUUGACAACCUUACCCCAGAUUUUUGCCCUAUCAGUUUUUGAGUUCAGUAAGCACACCUCUGUCCCUUGUCUCACACACACACACACACACACACACACACACACACACACACACACACACACACACACCUCCACCCUCUAACUUUUCCUACCUCCCAGAGGAAGUUCUGGUACUGCUGUGGUGUUUCAGUAAAAGCAGUGAACGUGGUUUUGAGUAAAGUGAAGUCUUUUUAUAAUUUCUGUGGAACCCCUCUCACUUCUUCAGCGCAGCAUUCUGAGCGUCUGUGCUCAGUACAACUUUGUAAAUCCCACCCCAGUAGAGCCAGCAGGUUGUGGAGGAACUCUGGUUUGGUCUGUUUGAGAACUGACUGUUUUUAACCUUUUUAACACUGACUUGGAUGGGACUGCUUCACACCA
Seriola dumerili (greater amberjack) is the source of this 2697-nucleotide messenger RNA. It is a transcript of the gene tkt, whose product is annotated as transketolase. The transcript is spliced from 15 exons. Gene Ontology annotation, molecular function: transketolase activity; thiamine pyrophosphate binding. Lineage: Eukaryota; Metazoa; Chordata; Actinopteri; Carangiformes; Carangidae. The record is from RefSeq and is a predicted model, not a curated record. The coding region runs from base 110 to 2059 and encodes 649 amino acids. Gene Ontology annotation, cellular component: endoplasmic reticulum membrane; extracellular exosome. Gene Ontology annotation, biological process: ribose phosphate biosynthetic process; pentose-phosphate shunt, non-oxidative branch.